CGGCGCUCAGUGUAUGAAGUGGAUGGAGUAUGAAUCGGAUCGCUGAUGAAUGCUAAACUUUGCCGUUUGCUGUAUAAUUAUACUUCUGUUACGGGUGUUGUGCGUCUUUUCAAAAAGAAUGAGAUUGCGUGAAGUGAAGAUGACGAACUGGUAAAAGUUGGAAAUACUUGAGUAAGGCAUUUUUUAAUGAAAAGAAGAGGCAACAUUUUUUUGCCUGCACUCAGUGUGGAAAGAGAUUGAUUGAGAUGCAAAGCAGCCGUAAGAUCCACAAGAUGGUACGCACUGGAGAGAAACCAUUCACAUGCACCCAGUGUGGUAAGAGUUUCAGACAUUCAUCAAACCUUAAUGAUCACAUGAUGGUCCACACUGGAGAGAAACCAUUCACAUGUACCCAGUGUGGUAGAAGUUUCAGACAAUUAAUACACCUUAAUAAACACUUAAUGGUCCAUUCUGGAGAGAAACCGUUCACAUGCCCCCAGUGUGGAAAGAGUUUCAGAAUAUCAUCCUCUUUUAAAAUCCACAUGUUGAUCCACACUGGAGAAAAGCCAUUCACAUGUACCCAGUGUGGAAUGAGUUUCAGACAUUCAUCAUCUUUAAAAAUCCACAUGAUGAUCCACACUGGAGAGAAACCAUACAUAUGUACCCAGUGUGGAAAGAGUUUCACAAUAUCAUCAUCUUUAAAAAUCCACAUGAUGAUCCACAAUGGAGAGAAACCAUUCACCUGUACCCAUUGUGGAAAGAGUUUCAGACAAUCAUCAAACCUUAAUAAACACCUGAUGGUCCACACUGGAGAGAAGCCAUUCACAUGUUCCCUCUGUAGUAAGAGUUUCAGACAAUUAUUACACCUUAAUCAACACCUAAUAGUCCAUACUGGAGAGAAACCAUUCACAUGUACCCAGUGUGGUAAGAGUUUCACAGACUCAUCAUCUUUAAAAAGCCACAUGAUGAUCCACGCUGGAGAGAAACCAUUCACCUGUACCUAUUGUGGAAAGAGUUUCAGACAAUCAUCAAACCUUAAUAAACACAUGAGGAUCCACACUGGAGAGAAACCAUUCAUAUGUACCCAGUGUGGGAAGAGUUUCAGACAAUCAUCACACCUUGAUCAACAUGUGAUGAUUCACACUGGAGAGAAAACACACAAAUGUGAUCAAUGCGGUAAAACAUUUGCAAGAGGUUCGCUUCUGAAGAUCCAUCUAAGAAUUCAUACGAAGGAGAAACCGUAUUCGUGUUCUGUAUGCGGGAGGAGUUUUGCACGGCAGUCAAAUUUAAGUCAACAUCAGAAGAUCCACACUGGUGUGAGAGAAUAUGUCUGCUUUGAGUGUGGGAAGACUUUUAUCACAGCUGAUGAUUUGGAACGGCAACAAAGGAUUCACACUGGAGAGAAACCGUACACGUGUUCACACUGCGACAAGACAUUCAGUGAGUUGGGAAACCUGAGAUCACAAGAGAGGAUUCACACUGGAGAGAAACUGUACAUGUGUUCACACUGCAACAAGACAUUCAGUCUGUUAGGAAAUCUGAAAAAACAUGAGAGGAUUCACACUGGAAAGAAACCCUGAAAGCAGGGCUGAGCCAGGGCUCGAAAUGAACCUUUUUGCUUGGCAGCACUGGCGCUUCUAGCUUCAAAAAUUUAGGAGCACCAGCCACAAUUUAGGUGCACCCACCAAAGAUUAUGAGUGCCAUUAAUGCAAAUUUUAUAUUAAUUGAUUGAUUUAUUAAUGAUAAACGCAGACAUUUUUUUUCGAUAUGCUAUAAUUGAUAAUGUAUUAGCUAUCUACCACUAACAACUAGGCUAAUAUGCAAAGAUCUGCUAUUCAAAAAUUCGUUUAUUCAUUCAUUCAUUUUUUUGAUGGCUUAGUCCCUUUAAUCUGGGGUCGCCACAGCGGAAUGAACCGCCAACUUAUCCAGCAUUUGUUUUACGCAGCAGAUGCCCUUCCAGCCGCGACCCAUCUCUGAGAAACAUCCACACACACUUAUUAACACACACAUACACUACGGACAAUUUAGCCUACCCAAUUCACCUGUACCACAUGUACCGCUUUGGACUGUUGGGGAAACCGGAGCAUCCGGAGGAAACCCACACGAACGCAGGGAGAACAUGCAGACUCCACAUAGAAAGGCUAACUGACCCAGCCGAGGCUCGAACCAGCGACCUUCUUGCUGUGAGGCGACAGCAGUACCUACUGCGCCACUGCGUCACCAAAAUUCAUUUAUAUUAGUUAUUAAAAAUACUAAUCUCCAUAUUAGCUCUGGUGCAUUAAAUAAUAAUUAAUAAUAAUAUUAAGAUUUUUUUUAAAUCACAAAAUGGUAUCAAAUGUUUAUAUUUUUGAAGGUAUCAUCUCAAAGUUGGAAAUUCCAGCAUCAUGACUACACUACAGUUAUUGUAAAGGUUAUUAUAUGAGUUAUAUGAAAGCAAUAUGGGGGAUUCUAUUGCAUGUGUAUUUGACAUUUCAAAAAAUGAAGGAAUAAAACUCUGAA
Messenger RNA from Danio aesculapii, 2478 nucleotides. RefSeq names its product gastrula zinc finger protein XlCGF57.1. The record is from RefSeq and is a predicted model, not a curated record. Gene Ontology annotation, biological process: regulation of transcription by RNA polymerase II. The transcript is spliced from 2 exons. Lineage: Eukaryota; Metazoa; Chordata; Actinopteri; Cypriniformes; Danionidae. Gene Ontology annotation, molecular function: RNA polymerase II cis-regulatory region sequence-specific DNA binding; DNA-binding transcription factor activity. The coding region runs from base 246 to 1559 and encodes 437 amino acids.